AUGGAUGAGAAGUAUGGUCUUGGAAAGUCGAAGCGUAAAAGCUCAAGUGUUAUCUAUUCUCAUCAUUUGCGUGUGGAAGUUUUUUAUGCUGUUAUUGAUUUGCAACUUUCAGAGCUUAACAAUCGUUUUAGUGAAGUGAAUACUGAUCUACUUCUUGGCAUGGAUAGUUUGAGUCCCGAGAAUUCUUUUGCAAAUUAUGAUAAAAACAGGAUCAUGAAGCUUGCUACUUAUUAUCCAAAUGAGUUCGGUGCUUCCAAGCUUGAUGAUCUUAGUUUUGAUCUUGACAAUUAUAUUUACUAUGUGAGAGAAGUGGACAAAGCUUUUUCAAAUUUGAAAGGACUUGGAGAUCUUUCAAUGGCGUUGGUUAAAUCAAAUAUGCACAAGACAUGGGGACUUGUUUGUUUGCUUGUGAAGUUAAGCUUGAUAUUACCCGUGGCUACAGCAACAGUGGAAAUAGCUUUUUCCUUAAUGAAGUUUAUUAAAAAUGACUUGCGAAGUAGAGUUAGUGAUGGCCUUUUGAAUGAUUGUUUAGUUUGUUAUAUAGAGGAUGAAGUAUUUGAAAGUGUACCUAAUGAUGCGAUCAUUGAUCGUUUUCAAAAGAUGACAACUCGUCGAGUGCAAUUGUAA
Molecule: messenger RNA, 627 nt
Organism: Lycium barbarum (goji berry)
Lineage: Eukaryota; Viridiplantae; Streptophyta; Magnoliopsida; Solanales; Solanaceae
Exons: 1
Coding region: 1-627 (208 amino acids)
Source: RefSeq, a predicted model, not a curated record